Molecule: messenger RNA, 507 nt
Organism: Lachancea nothofagi CBS 11611
Lineage: Eukaryota; Fungi; Ascomycota; Saccharomycetes; Saccharomycetales; Saccharomycetaceae
Source: the annotation of a GenBank genome assembly
AUGCUGAGCUUUUUGAUUGCAAAAAGAUUCGCUUCUGGAGCGUACCAUGGUGCUACUCAGGUGUCGAUUCCCAAGAGACCAUUAAAAAAGAUCAAAUUAGGGAAAGCGAGACCCGCCAUAUACCACAAGUUCGAUGUACAAGUCGAAUUGAGCGAUGGUAGUGUCAUUACAAGACGAUCCCAGUUUCCAAAGGCGCAAAUACGUCUGAUCCAGGACCAGAGAAACAAUCCAUUGUGGAACCAGAGUAGGGACGACUUGGUGGUCGUAGAUGCCAACGCAGGUGGUAGACUAGACAAGUUUAAGCAGAAAUAUGACUCUGUAUUCAGUUUCGAAAACGCGCCUUCCAAGCAGCCGGCUGCCGAGGCUAAAACGCCUGUUCAAGAAAAACCCGAACAACAGGAUGACGAUGAGUUUGGCAUGGAUGACUACAUGUCUCUACUGAACGAUAAUGCCCAACAAGUUCAAAGUGGUGGUAAACUAGCAACUAAGAAGAGGGACAAGAAAUAA